Molecule: messenger RNA, 2169 nt
Organism: Serendipita indica DSM 11827
Lineage: Eukaryota; Fungi; Basidiomycota; Agaricomycetes; Sebacinales; Serendipitaceae
Source: the annotation of a GenBank genome assembly
AUGUCGACCUACGACGAGCGUCUCGCGUCUUUUGCUCCCCGCAAGCUAAAAUCAAGCAAAAAGACGACAAUCAACGCGUUACUCGCCAAAGGAUGGCCACACCCAACCUCUGCCUCGACGUCAAACGGCAGACCGUACAAGGCGACACCAACCACGCUCGCCGACGCUGGUUUCUACUUUGAUCCACGCGCAGACAAAGUGGAUAAUGUCACAUGUUUUAUGUGUGAUCAUUCCCUUGCUGAAUGGACGCCAGAGGACGAUCCGUUUGAGGAGCAUCUCAACAUGGGCUCCAAAUGGAAGAUCGGAGGACCGUCUGCCUACGGCAAAGUUAUGGAAAAGGCUCGAGCCGAGACAUUUCGGGGCCAUUGGAUUCAUGACUCGGUCAAGGGCCACACGGCAAAUUCGCGAAAGAUGGCCAAAGCAGGCUGGACCUUUAAUCCUGGAGAGGCCGAGGAUUCUGAUAUUGCGACGUGCUACUAUUGCGGCAAAAGCUUGGACGGCUGGGAGGCCGGUGACGACCCACUCGCUGAACAUAGAAAACGUAUGCCCAAAUGUCCAAUGUUUACUGCCCAGCUCGUCGAGGAGGGUGGGCCUGAGCCUACCCUGCCAGAUCCAGUACCGAUUCCUCUUCCACCCGCUUCUUCGUCUUCAUCUGCACCAAAGAAGCAAGCCAAGUCUCGUCGUAUUGAGCCAGCCGCCGCCAUGGAAGAGGUUACGGAGAUGGAGAGCGACGCUCCCUCUCAGCCUGCAAAGAGAAGUCGAUCCAAAAAGGCCGCUGCAACCGUAUCUACAUCUCAAACCGAAGAUGCUGAGCCAGAAAUGCCUCCACCAAGGAGCGCAAAACCCAACUCGUCACGUUCGACUUCGACUACACGAAAAGCCAAGGCGAAAGAGGCUGAACCAGAAGUUUCGGAUGCUCCAACAAAGUCAAAGGCAAAGGGCAAGGCAAAGAAAACAGAGAGAGUACCGACGACGGAUGUAGAGACAGACGCGGCCAGCGUCAUUUCUCGACAGCCAAGUAGGUCGCGGUUAGCCGUUAGUGGAAGCGAAGCAGAGACCGACGUACGCGACGAUGAGAGCGUCAAGACGACUGGGAAGAAGAAGGGCAAGAAAGUUGGUGCGAAGAAGAAGACGAUCAAGAAAGCCAAAGCUCCUUCUGUAGCUGCAACCGACGACGAGGUUGACGUGGAAAUGAGUGAAGUCACAUCACGGCCAGAAGUACGCGAUACUCAAGAUGUGGAAAUGACCCCUCUUGCACCCCCUCGAGCGACCAUGGAUUCGAUCGGCGGAUGGACAAGUCUGCAGGCUGCGAAUGAAGAACUCGAGGAGAUGGCAAGAGAGCUUCACAUUGAGGGCGAAUUCGCUGCCAUCGGCAAGAGUGGAUCGUCGUCUGACAAGAAGGCAAAGUCGUCGGUGGCCAAACCCGCAAAAAUUGCGUCCAUGACACGUACCGCGUCGUCAAUGGCAACAACGAUGAAGGACAUCGAGGUGGAGCAUGGCAACACUUGGGACUGGAGAGAGAAGAGCGUCGGUGCGAAGACUGCGACGACGGAGGCUGACGAGAUGACCGAAGAAGAAGAGGUCGAAAAGUCACUCGCGGGUGAUGAGGACGAUGAGCGAGACGAGGAUAUGGACGACGAUCCAAUGCUUUUACCCCCGGCAAGUCGUGAGCCGUCAGUCGCCCCAACGACAACCAGUGGGACGACACGACCUAAGCCUACGGAGGCACGAGCCAUGGCACUGCGUAGAGACGAAGACGGGGAACAGUCGACUCCGAAGGCACGGCGGACUGUUGAGAGUAAUACCUCGACACUGGUGUCCCGACCGUUAUUUGGGAGUGUGCCAGCAGGAAGCGGAAGCAAGCUGACGUUUGCGAUCGAGGCAGGGUCGAAUCCAUUUCUUGUCAGCGCGCGGGACAAGGGCAAUGAAGGCGGCAGUGGUGGCAGCGGUGGGCUGGGGGAUUUGCAAGGCCAAUUUGAAGCACCGACGAUACCACAGGAUGCGGCGUCGUACGAGAUGAGCGCCGAGGAGCGAGAGAUGACGCUCGAGGAAUGGAUCCUCGUCGACGUUGAACGGCGGAAAGAGCAAAUUCGUCAAGAAGGCCGACGAUGGAUCGAGGGCUUUUUGGAAAAUGCCGAGGCAUCGCGAGAAUGGAUCCGUGGACUUUGA